CUUUGUCCCCAUCAAAGGAAAACAAACACAUACACACAAAAAUGUCAACCAAAAACCUCCUCUCCCUCUCCUUUCUCCUCCUCCUCCUCCACAUUGCUUCCGCCGACCCUGUCCGACUCCCCCACAAACCCCUCUCCAUGGCAAUCGAAGGAUUGGUCUACUGCCAAAACUGCAAGAAAAUCGGGACGUGGUCGUUGACGGAGGCCAAGCCAAUCAGCGGAGCCAAGAUCAGUGUGAUUUGCAAGAACCAUAACGACCAAGUAAAGUUCUACAAGGUGUAUCAAACCAACAAAGAUGGUUACUUUUACGCAGAGUUGGUUGGGUACCAAAUGAACCACCCGGUUCUCGACCACCCACUUCAAGCUUGUAAAGUCAAGCCUGUUUCUUCCCCACUUUCCGACUGUAACCUUUUAACCAAUCUCAACUAUGGUCUCACUGGAGCCCCACUCCGGUUCGAGAAAAAAUUUGUGGUCGGCACCAAUUAUAGGGCCGCUGUUUACGCCGCCGGGCCACUGGCUUUCCACCCUCAGAAAUGCCUCUAGAUCAUUAUAUUAUAUUGAGUAAUAUUAUACAUUUUAAACUUCUAUAUAUAAUUUAUACUCUCUAUGUGUGAUUUAAUGUGUUUUGUUUUGUUAUUUUCUUUUGGGGGCUAUUCAUGUGUUUGGGGUUUGGAAUUUGUUUGGUGCUAAAUGUAGUUUGAUGUGUUUUUGUUCAGCCAGAAAUGAGAGAAUGAGAAAGAAGUGAAACUUUUUUGUUUGGAUUUAACUUUUUUCCAUUUUAUGAUCCUUAAUUGGAUGAUGUAGCAAUGGGAAUUAUAUAUAUAUAUAUAUAGUAGUGAGAA
Messenger RNA from Cucumis sativus (cucumber), 841 nucleotides. RefSeq names its product non-classical arabinogalactan protein 30. The transcript has a single exon. NCBI's taxonomy places the organism in Eukaryota, Viridiplantae, Streptophyta, Magnoliopsida, Cucurbitales, Cucurbitaceae. The record is from RefSeq and is a predicted model, not a curated record. The coding region runs from base 42 to 542 and encodes 166 amino acids.